Messenger RNA from Lynx canadensis (Canada lynx), 4920 nucleotides. RefSeq names its product zinc finger protein 710 (gene ZNF710). Gene Ontology annotation, molecular function: DNA-binding transcription factor activity, RNA polymerase II-specific; RNA polymerase II cis-regulatory region sequence-specific DNA binding. Gene Ontology annotation, biological process: regulation of transcription by RNA polymerase II. The record is from RefSeq and is a predicted model, not a curated record. NCBI's taxonomy places the organism in Eukaryota, Metazoa, Chordata, Mammalia, Carnivora, Felidae.
CUCUCUCUCUGCCCCUCCCCUUCUCUUGCUCUCUCCCAAGAUAAAUAACUUUAAAAUAGAACUUUACUUUCUGCGAUUUGGAAGCCGAUUUUUGAGCUGCUCUUGGAAAGACAUUGUGGGGAACCUACUUUAAGAACCGCCGAGGCAAUUCGACCCUCCUGUGGCAGGUGGGAAGACCGAGGCCAACAAGGGGCAGGGCUUACCCGGAUCCCACAGGGAGAUGGAGAGAUGGUCAGAUAUGCGGAGGGUGUCAUUGCUCCCGGUCAUUACAAGUGUGUCCUGUUCCCAGGGCAGGAGGAGAAAGACGUCAGGGACAGACACACCCCGGAUCGGCCAAGCGCUCGCCGAAUGCGUGUCUGCGUGUUGUGCGGGCGGCAUUAACGUUCCCUUCUCUUCCCGCAGCGAUGCCCUCCUAGCCAGCCGCCACGGGAUGGAGGGCUUCAUGGACUCAGGGACACAGACGGAUGCCGUGGUGGUGCUGUCCUUGGCUCAGGCCGCCGUGCUGGCCGGUCUCGGAAAUGAGCUCUUUGGAGCCACCAUAAGCGCCGAAGCCUUCUACCCGGCUGGGCCUGAGCUGUCCGGGACGGCCAUUGGGGAGCCCGGGCCCCCGGGCCCCGACAUCUACCAGCUGGCCUGCAACGGGGCCCUGGAGGAGAGGCGGAAGAGGAGGUGGGAGGUGGAGGCGGCCUUCGAGAAGCACACCCGGCGGAACCGGCCGCCUGUGCGGCUGGUGCCCAAGGUCAAGUUCGAGAAGGUGGAGGAGGAGGAGGAGCAGGAGGUCUACGAGGUGUCUGUGCCUGGUGACGACAAGGAUGCAGGCCCAGGGGAGGCCCCUGCCGAGGCGGCCAGUGGCGGCUGCGAGCCCCUGGUGCAGAGCAGCGCCGUCAAGAUGAUCGACCUCAGCGCCUUCAGCCGCAAGCCCCGGACGCUGCGGCACCUGCCCCGAGCCCCGAGGCCGGAGCUGGACGCGGCCCCCUACGACCCCCACUUCCCAGACCCGGCCCGGGACGGCUUCUCCGAAGCCGGCAUGGCGCUGCCGGGGCCGGAGGCCCUGCCCGUGGAGUGUGGCUUCGAGCCCCACCUGGCCCCCCUGAGCGACCCCGAGGCCCCCACCAUGGAAUCCCCGGAGCCCGUGAAGCCGGAGCAGGGCUUCGUGUGGCAGGAGGCGGGCGAGUUCGAGGCCGACUCGGCGGGCUCGACGGUGGAGCGCCACAAGAAGGCCCAGCUGGACCGGCUGGACAUCAACGUGCAGAUCGACGACUCCUAUCUGGUGGAGGCGGGUGACCGCCAGAAGCGCUGGCAGUGCCGCAUGUGCGAGAAGUCCUACACGUCCAAGUACAACUGUGACGCACUCCUGGGGCACAACGGCAUCAAGCCGCACUCGUGCCCGCACUGCAGCAAGCUCUUCAAGCAGCCCAGCCACCUGCCGCACCUGCUGACGCACCAGGGCACCCGGCCCCACAAGUGCCAGGUGUGCCAGAAGGCCUUCACGCAGACCAGCCACCUCAAGCGCCACAUGCUGCUGCACUCCGAGGUCAAGCCGUACAGCUGCCACUUCUGCGGCCGCGGCUUCGCCUACCCCAGCGAGCUCAAGGCCCACGAAGUGAAGCACGAGAGCGGCCGCUGCCACGUCUGCGUCGAGUGCGGCCUGGACUUCUCCACCCUGACCCAGCUCAAGCGCCACCUGGCCUCCCACCAGGGCCCCACCCUCUACCAGUGCCUCGAGUGCGACAAGUCCUUCCACUACCAGCAGCUGCAGAACCACAUGCUCAAGCACCAGAACGUGCGGCCCUUCGUGUGCACGGAGUGCGGCAUGGAGUUCAGCCAGAUCCACCACCUCAAGCAGCACUCCCUCACCCACAAGGGCGUGAAGGAGUUCAAGUGCGAGGUGUGCGGCCGGGAGUUCACCCUGCAGGCAAACAUGAAGCGACACAUGCUGAUCCAUACCAGCGUCCGGCCCUACCAGUGCCACAUCUGCUUCAAGACCUUCGUGCAGAAGCAGACCCUCAAGACGCACAUGAUUGUACACUCGCCUGUGAAGCCAUUCAAAUGCAAGGUGUGUGGGAAGUCCUUCAACCGCAUGUACAACCUGCUGGGCCACAUGCACCUGCACGCGGGCAGCAAGCCCUUCAAGUGCCCCUACUGCUCCAGCAAGUUUAACCUCAAGGGCAACCUGAGCCGGCACAUGAAGGUCAAGCAUGGUGUCAUGGACAUCGGCUGGACAGCCAAGGUGGACCCCAUGAUGGAGCUGACGGGCACGGACCCCUCGGAGCUUGACAGCCAGCAGGAGACGGAAGACUUCGAGAACGCCUAUACGUACGCUGGCGUGCACAGCAGCACCGAGGCCAGUGUCCUCACCGAGCAGGCCAUGAAGGAGAUGGCCUACUACAACGUGCUAUAGCACAAGCCGGGCGCCCACAGGGCGAGGAGGGCUUGGGACGCGGGGGGAGACCCACGUGCCGCGGGCGCACCUCGGCUGAGAAAGCUACUGCCCCGCUGUCCCGAGCCCUCCCCUCCCACGGAGUCGUUUGCACCACUUCGGGACCCGUAGACCAAAUGGAGACUGUACUACUGGCCUCAGCUGUGAACAGGCCCAGGCCCCAGGCAUCUGGGGGAGGAAGGAGAGCACAGGAGGCCCAGCUCUGGGUCUCCUUGGCCUGCUGCUGUGGGAGGGUGGGAGGAAUGCUGAUCGGGGCCGUUGGGGGAUAGGUCACAGGGGCACGGGUCCGUGGGUCUCUCCGGGGGCCCAGCCGAGCUGGGGCAGCCAGUGGGGAGGGGUUUGAUGCGCUUCCUGGCGGCUCCUCCCGGGGUCCCGGCACCGGAGGAAGAGAGAACGUGAGUCUUGCCUUGUUUCUCCUCUGGACCAACUCCUGCCUCUAGGGAUGUUUGAGCUCCUGUGCUGGUCAGCACUGCCCCCCCCCCCCGAUCCCUCAGCCCCUGGGCCGCCAAAAGCCCAGGCCCCAGAGCCCCCCUUCCCCACCUUGUCCAUAAACAGCCAGGCAGGGCCUCUGCCUUCUACCUCCUGGUGCCUCCCGCGCUCUCCUCCAGCCAGGCAUGCAUGCCGCCCCGGUCCUGGCCUUAGGAAAGCAGGGUGUAGCCCAGCCCCCGGCGAAUGCCCGCUCCAGCCAACCCCCAGAAGGCCCCCCUCCAGCCGUUUAAAAGUGGGUGUCCCUAAAGUGGAUUUCAACAAAUGUCAUCCGGUUCUGUGCUGAACUGGUCCCCGCACCAGGGUCCCCCGAUGUGAACAAAGCUGGGAUGUGCCUUUCGCUGGGCACACACUGAGACAGAUGGGGGCCCCCUCGAGUGAGGGGCAGGGCACAGCGAAGGGAUCACGGGGACUGAGAGGGGCUGUCCCCAGAGGAGGCCAAGGACCACCUGGGGGGUGGCUGGAGUAUUUUAUUAUUAACAAGUAUCCAUUUUGAGGGUGGGGACAGCCAAGACUCAACAGGUUCCCAGAAAGAACAACAUAGUUAAAAAGAAAAUGAAGACCAUAGAGAAAAAAAAGUUUUUGAGCAAAAGGGGUAUUUUGAAGGUAAUUUAUUAUUUUUUUUCCUUUCCAACUCUGUCACCUAUUCUUUAUGCUGGAGAUCAUUUUCUUUUUCCUAAUGGAAGCUCCCUUGUGUGCCGUGAGCGCUUCACGCCUCCCCAAGCUCCGGUGGCCCGCCAGGCAGGACUCCGGCGCGGAGGGGGGCUGGCAGGGAGCCUCGGGCCCUGGCGAGAGGCAGGACGCAGAGCUGGGCAGGCCCUCCGCCCUGCCCGGCCUCUCCAGCCAGUGACUCGCUCUGCACCACCCACCUCAGUGGCCAAGGCUGCUCGAUUCUGCUCAGCCGACAGCUCCCUCCCUUGCCUGCCUACUCAUCGCCUCUGUCCCCGCGCCAGCUCCUGCCCUGGGAACCGAAGACAGGCCCAGGGCAUGAAAUAGUACAUUCAGGAAUGCUAGGGCACCCGGACUCCUGCCCACUCGCCUCCUGAGGCCUCAGUGGAGAGGGGCAGGCAGGGCUGUCCCCAAAGGCACGAAGGAGGUGAAGCCACCAACUUCGGCCCGGAAACCAGGAAAGGAGGGGGAACAGCCAGGGUGGGGGGGGGGACCAGUUUGAAAUGCAACUGACUACCCCCAAAGCUGUACCCUUAGUGAAGGACCAAGCCAGGCUUCAGGGUGGCUGUGAUCAGGACUGAGGGGAGGACAAGGUGGCCUCGGGAUCAGGCAGCCAGGUGCCCCUUCCUCUCUGCUUAAGCUCAUGCUAAGGGGCAACAAACGAGAGGACUGGGGGCUCAAAGGAGCCUUUUCCCCUCCAGAACCCCGAGGCCCCCCCGAGCCCCCCAGGUGCCCGCCAUGAUGACCCUCAGGUGGCAGUGACCCCGUCACUGUAGAAGACAUUUUCUCCUGCUGAGCAGAAGCAUCACCCCCUGCAAACUACCUCUUCCCACAAUGUCUUUCUCCCCUGGUACCAAAAGAACCCUGUACCUCCUCCUCCUCCUCCUCCUCUUUCCUGCCAGCGCAGUGGCCUUGGUCUUGGAAACCCAAGGGAGACGGUCUGGCCCCCAGGGCGGGGCUCUCCUUUCCUCCCCCAGCCCUGCCAUCAGCUCGGCCCUCUGCGAGGUUCAAUACUUGAACGCCCCCUGCCCUGUGCCUUGGACCCAGGCAAAGCUAAGAGAAGGAAACAGCACAACUUAAACAAUUUGAGCUGGGGGGUGGUCUCGGCAAGGCUCCUGUCCUCACCCCUCCCCAACCUCUCAAGAGAGGCGUGCGGCCUCUUGGGUGACUUGGAAACUCCUGGACGAAUUCCAUUCUAACUUAUUUUGACGUGUAUACGAACCAACUGUUUAGAAAUUCCACUUGUGCAAAGCCCUACUGUUUUUAUGUUCCGUUUAAGAGAGAAGUUUACUUAGCAAUAAUUAUAAAUAAAUGAAUAUUCUUUA